CGUUAAAGUGAUUAAUGUUUGCCUUGAAUUACGAGUAAUACUUUCAUUGUUAACUCGUUUCAUCUUUCAUGUACCAUUAAUUCAUUUAUAUUUAUAAUUCAAAUAAAUUAAUAAAAGAUUGGACUAAAUUAUUUCAUUUACAUUUUAUAUUUUACUUUUUUUAGAUUUCACUUCACAAUUGUCCAUUUUCCUUGUUCAUCCCUCCCUAUAAAUAACAAAUUAACCCCUUAACCACCUCCCACUUUUCAUUUUUCAUUAAAAAAAAUUUAAAUAUUUCUCUCGUUGGCUCUCCUGAAAUCUAGAGAAAAAUGUCGACCCACCCUACACUCUUGGUUGCUCUCUCUCUCCUCGCCGUGAUCAUCUCCGUCGCAUCGGCAGCUGGGUUGCGCAGCGGCUCAGAAAUCGGCGGGUUCAAGCCGAUCGAAAACUUAGGUGAUCCUUACGUUCAAGACAUCGCAAAAUUCGCGGUUAAAGAACAUAAUGAGCAAGAGGAUUCUCAUCUCGGAAUUGUGAAAAUCGUAAAGGGUGAAGAACAGGUUGUCUCCGGUAAAAAUUACCGGCUUACGAUCGCUGCUAAUGAUUCUCAUAAUUACGAGACGGUUGUUUUUGAUAAGCCAUGGGCAAAGUUUAGGAGUCUUACUUAUUUUAGGUCCGUUAGCCUUGUUUAAUUUAGAUUAUAGUUUUCGAGUUUUAUUUAGUUUGUAUUAGAAAUGUUGUGACAAUAAUGUUAUGCAUGAAUAUUAUGAGUAAUAUUAUAAUAUGGGAAUGAAUUUCGUGUUA
Molecule: messenger RNA, 780 nt
Organism: Chenopodium quinoa (quinoa)
Lineage: Eukaryota; Viridiplantae; Streptophyta; Magnoliopsida; Caryophyllales; Amaranthaceae
Product: cysteine proteinase inhibitor 1-like
Exons: 1
Coding region: 309-668 (119 amino acids)
Molecular function (GO): cysteine-type endopeptidase inhibitor activity
Source: RefSeq, a predicted model, not a curated record